CACACACACAGUGAGAGGAACUCUUUAUUCUAAAGCCGAGCAGGCUGCAGCGCAGACGUAAGCUGGACUCCUCACCAGAGAGGACUCAAACAGGUGCUGAGCUGUCCGACUGAAGCCUUUCGCAGCGAUGGACUGGGAGAAGGCAGUGAAUCACUCCUGGAUGAACUCCUCUGCUCCAGCCUCCGACUCCUUCUCCUCUUUCUCUUCAUCCUGCUGUAACUCUUCUCCUCAUCUUUUCUCACCCUCGCUGUUUUCGGCUCCCUCCUUCUCCGGCUUUGACCUGCUGUUUAGUAUGAAGCUGCUCUUCAUCCCCCUCUACUCCGCAGUGGUCAUAGUCGCGUGCACCGGGAACCUCCUCCUCCUCUUUCUCAUCUGGCACAACAAAAAGAGACACAACACUACAAACUUCUUCAUUGGUAACUUGGCACUUGUUGACCUGGUGAUGUGCAUCUUCUGUGUCCCCCUGACGGCGUCCUACGCAUUCGACAGCCAGGGAUGGGUGUUUGGGGCCCACAUGUGUUAUUUUGUCACGAUCAUGCAGUCCACAGCUGUGUAUGCAGCGGUUUUAUCCCUCAUGGCCAUUGCAGUGGAUCGUUAUAUAGUUGUUGCUUAUCCCAUUCACAAAAGAGUGGGAUGCCAGUUCUGCUGGGGUGUGGUGGUCCUGAUCUGGCUGUCCUCCCUGGGAUUGUCCACUCCUACAGCACUACACACCAUCUAUCUGGAUCUGGAUGCAACCGGUCUACAGAUGGCGGUGUGUGAGGAGUUCUGGGAUGGUCAGGAGCGAAGCCGUCUCAUUUAUUCCUGCUUCAUCCUCUUCUUCUCCUACUUUGUCCCGUUGGCUGCAGUCUCCGUUUCCUACUGUGCCAUCUCCUACAACCUAAAGCAGAGGACCUCUUCAGCUCUGACCGCAUGUCCAGAGCUGAGAUGCGCACGGGCCGCCUGGAGCAGACGGAGGAGGAAGACUUUCUGCCUGCUGCUGGCGUCUGUUCUGUGUUUUGCCUUCUCUUGGCUCCCCUUACAGGUGGUGAACCUGAUCCGGGACCUGGACACUGACUUCUCCAUUCUGGGAAAGAAUUAUGUAAAUGUCAUCCAGGUGUCUGCACACCUGCUGGCUAUGAGUUCCGCCUGUUACAACCCCUUCAUUUACGCCUCGUUGCACAACAAAUUCCUGUCCUACCUGUGUCUCCACCCACUGUCUCGUAGGAGAAAAGGAAAGGACCGAGGUCAGGGGUCAAGCACCAUGACAGCUUCUCGCAGAAUGCUCCGCCUCCACACGUCCACUAUCAUAGUGGAUUUACCAGGUGUGGUUUUGAGUGACAUUGUCCCACAAGAAAGCUGCACCUGAGUUGCUUUCCACGCUGAAGAAAAUGUGUUACGUAUUUAAAAAAAUGCUGAAAUCCUCAAAUUUGGGCUGCAACAGGUCGCAGUUUCAAACAGCAGAAACCCACAACAAAUAGAUUUGUGUUUGUUUUCAUUAAAUAUUCAUCAUAAAUGUAUGUUUGGUGUUUUCUUUACCCCAGAGAAGCUUGUCAUACUCAGCCUGUGACUGUUUUAAAAUAUAAAUUUUCAUGUUUUCCCUGUUAGAGCUUUUUAACAUCAUGUUUUUGCUCAUUUCUUUUCUAUUUUGCUACAACUCACAUAUUAAUUUAUGCAGAUGACUUGUGUAAAUAAA
Messenger RNA from Nothobranchius furzeri (turquoise killifish), 1672 nucleotides. RefSeq names its product prolactin releasing hormone 2 receptor (gene prlh2r). Gene Ontology annotation, molecular function: neuropeptide Y receptor activity; neuropeptide binding. The record is from RefSeq and is a predicted model, not a curated record. Gene Ontology annotation, biological process: G protein-coupled receptor signaling pathway. Lineage: Eukaryota; Metazoa; Chordata; Actinopteri; Cyprinodontiformes; Nothobranchiidae. Gene Ontology annotation, cellular component: plasma membrane; neuron projection.